AUGGAUUCCGGAGCGGCCUCCCCUGAGAAGCAGGGCAAAGACACUCUAGUGGGCAUCAGCAGUAACCGGCUGGGCGUCUGCGGCUGGAUCCUGUGGUCCCUCUCUAUGCUGUUGAUGAUCAUUACCUUCCCCAUUUCCAUAUGGAUGUGUUUGAAGAUCAUUAAGGAGUAUGAACGAGCUGUUGUCUUCCGACUGGGACGCAUCCAAGCCAACAAAGCCAAAGGGCCAGGCUUGAUCCUCGUCCUGCCCUGCAUUGACGUGUUUGUCAAGGUGGAUCUCCGAACUAUUACUUGCAACAUUCCCCCACAAGAGAUCCUCACCAGAGACUCCGUGACUACUCAAGUGGAUGGAGUUGUCUACUACAGGAUCCACAGCGCCGUCUCGGCAGUGGCCAAUGUCAACGAUGUCCAUCAAGCCACCUUUCUACUGGCUCAGACCACGCUGAGAAACGUCUUAGGGACACAGACUUUGUCCCAGAUCUUAGCCGGCCGUGAAGAGAUUGCCCAUAGUAUCCAGACCUUACUCGAUGAUGCCACGGAGCUCUGGGGAAUCCGGGUGGCCCGCGUGGAGAUCAAAGACGUCCGCAUCCCACAGCAGUUACAGAGAUCUAUGGCGGCCGAAGCCGAAGCUACCAGGGAAGCCCGGGCCAGGGUCGUGGCAGCUGAAGGAGAAAUGAACGCUUCCAAAUCUCUCAAGUCAGCCUCCAUGGUGCUGGCUGAAUCCCCCAUUGCUUUGCAAUUGCGGUACCUGCAAACGCUGACCACAGUGGCCACGGAGAAGAAUUCCACUAUUGUCUUUCCUCUGCCCAUGAACAUCCUGGAGGGGAUUGGGGGGAUUUGCUACGACAACCAUAAGAAGGUUCCCCAGAAAGCCUGAGGUUGCCCCGCAAGUAGCCAGCCCAUUGUCUAGAGAGUCUGAUCUAUUUCUACUGAGCACCCAGCCAUUAGAAGUGUCAAGAACACAGGCAGUUCAAGCAGUGUAACUCCAUAGCUGGCAUUGGGUCAGCGGUGAAAUGGUAGAGUACCGCUGCAAAAAUGACUUUUCUUUGUAAGAGCCUAAACGCCUUUGCACUAUGCUAGCCAUCCCUCACUGAAGUUGUC
Molecule: messenger RNA, 1100 nt
Organism: Echinops telfairi (small Madagascar hedgehog)
Lineage: Eukaryota; Metazoa; Chordata; Mammalia; Afrosoricida; Tenrecidae
Gene: STOML3
Product: stomatin like 3
Exons: 7
Coding region: 1-876 (291 amino acids)
Cellular component (GO): plasma membrane
Source: RefSeq, a predicted model, not a curated record